AUGCAGUUCGCUCUGUCCGCUCUCCUCGGCCUCGCUGCCACCGUUGCUGCUCUGCCCCCCGUCGGCCCCUCUGCCGGUGGUGUUGGCAACGCCAACGGUGUCGCCAACAAGGGCAACACCCAGAUCCGCUUCCCUGUCCCCGAUAACAUGACUGUUAAGCAGGCUCAGGCCAAGUGUGGUGACCAGGCACAGCUCUCUUGCUGCAACAAGGCCACCUACGCCGGCGAUACCACCGAUGUCAACUCUGGCAUGCUCGGCGGUACCCUCAGCAACCUGAUCGGUGCCGGCUCCGGUGCCGACGGCCUGGGUCUCUUCGACCAGUGCUCCAAGCUGGAUCUCCAGAUCCCCAUCCUCAUUGCCAUCCCCAUCCAGGAUCUGGUCAACCAGAAGUGCAAGCAGAACAUUGCCUGCUGCCAGAACUCCCCCUCCAGCGCCAACUCCGAUCUCAUUGGUCUUGGCCUGCCCUGCGUUGCCCUUGGCUCCAUCAUCUAA
This is a messenger RNA of Penicillium subrubescens, 492 nucleotides long. RefSeq names its product hydrophobin family protein. The record is from RefSeq and is a predicted model, not a curated record. The transcript has 2 exons. Gene Ontology annotation, molecular function: structural constituent of cell wall. NCBI's taxonomy places the organism in Eukaryota, Fungi, Ascomycota, Eurotiomycetes, Eurotiales, Aspergillaceae. Gene Ontology annotation, cellular component: fungal-type cell wall. The coding region runs from base 1 to 492 and encodes 163 amino acids.